AUGGGCCUGAUCUGGCUUCUGCUGCUCACCCUCUUGGAGCCGGGCUGGUUGGCGGGCACCGGGGCGCGGCUGCGGCGCGAUGCGGGCGGCCGCGGCGGCGUCUACGAGCACCUUGGCGGGGCACCCCGGCGCCGCAAGCUCUACUGCGCCACGAAGUACCACCUCCAGCUGCACCCGAGCGGCCGCGUCAACGGCAGCCUGGAGAACAGCGCUUACAGCAUCCUGGAGAUCACGGCUGUGGAGGUCGGCGUUGUGGCCAUCAAGGGACUCUUCUCGGGACGCUACCUGGCCAUGAACAGGAGGGGACGGCUCUACGCUUCGGAGAGCUACAACGCCGAGUGUGAGUUUGUGGAGCGGAUCCACGAGCUGGGCUACAACACCUACGCCUCCCGGCGGUACCGCUCGGGCCCCGGCGGGCCUGCGCCCCGGCGCCGGCCCAGCGCCGGGAGGCUGUGGUACGUGUCCGUCAACGGCAAGGGCCGGCCCCGCCGGGGCUUCAAGACGCGCCGCACGCAGAAGUCGUCGCUGUUCCUGCCCCGCGUGCUGGACCACAAGGACCACGAGAUGGUGCGGCUGCUGCAGAGCGAGGCCGGGCUCCCCGGCGGCCCGCCCGAGCCGCCCGGCACCGGCAUCCAACCCUGGCGGCGGCGGCAGCGGCAGAGGAUCCAGGCAGGCGCUUAG
This is a messenger RNA of Phyllostomus discolor (pale spear-nosed bat), 681 nucleotides long. It is a transcript of the gene FGF3, whose product is annotated as fibroblast growth factor 3. Gene Ontology annotation, biological process: fibroblast growth factor receptor signaling pathway; cell differentiation; positive regulation of cell population proliferation. Gene Ontology annotation, molecular function: fibroblast growth factor receptor binding; growth factor activity. Gene Ontology annotation, cellular component: cytoplasm. The transcript has 3 exons. The record is from RefSeq and is a predicted model, not a curated record. Lineage: Eukaryota; Metazoa; Chordata; Mammalia; Chiroptera; Phyllostomidae. Bases 1 to 681 code for a protein of 226 amino acids.